GCAACUUUAGGUGUGCCGACUAAAGACAGGGGGAGGAGGUAAGGGGGCAAAGAGCAAAAGCAAAUUUGGUGACCAAUUAAAGAUACAGGGCUGGAACCAUCGCCUCCUCCAGCUCCUUCCUUUAUCUCCCGCCCUCUGGGUGAGUGACUCAGCCAGGUUAAAAGAAGCGCAACGUGAGCGGUGAUUUUGGAAACUCAGAGUUAAGAUAGCAAAAACUAACGCAGGGGAGGAGACAAAGACCACACCCCACGGGUGCGAGGAACCAACUCGAGGGAGAAAAAUCCUAUUGGCGUCGAGGAGCUAGGGUGCCAGCCCCUGGGCGUGGUCUGCAAGGCGACCACGGCAGGCAACGGUCCGGGAAAGCGGGGGCAGUACGGGCCCGCUCCGCAGCCACCCGCGUCGCAGGAAGCCUAGCCGCGCCUUUGUCCGGUGCGCCCUCCUUGGCCUCGGACCCUGCACUGCGCUUCGCCGCUGCCAUGUGUGCCGCCCGGAUGCCAGCCCUGGCGCACAUCUUCCGAGGGACGUUCGUCCACUCCACCUGGACCUGCCCCAUGGAGGUGCUGCGGGAUCACCUCCUCGGCGUGAGCGACAGUGGCAAAAUAGUGUUUUUAGAAGAAGCUUCCCAACAAGAAAAGCUGGCCAAAGAAUGGGGCUUCAAGCCGUGUGAAGUCAGAGAACUCAGCCACCAUGAGUUCUUCAUGCCUGGGCUGGUUGAUACACAUAUCCAUGCCUCUCAGUAUUCUUUUGCUGGGACUAAUGUAGACCUGCCCCUUUUGGAGUGGCUGACCAAGUACACAUUUCCUACAGAAAACAGAUUCUGCAACAUCGACUUUGCUGAAGAAGUAUAUACCAGAGUGGUCAGGAGAACACUAAAGAAUGGAACAACCACCGCCUGUUACUUUGCAACAAUUCACACUGACUCAUCUCUGCUCCUUGCAGAAAUUACAGAUAAAUUUGGGCAGCGGGCAUUUGUGGGCAAAGUCUGCAUGGAUUUGAAUGACGCGGUUCCAGAAUACAAGGAAACCACUGAGGAAUCAAUCAAGGAGACAGAGAGAUUUGUGUCAGAAAUGCUCCAGAGGAAAUAUUCUAGAGUGAAGCCCAUAGUGACACCACGUUUUUCCCUUUCCUGCUCUGAGACUCUGAUGGGUGAACUCGGAAACAUUGCGAAGACCCAUGAUUUACACAUUCAGAGCCAUAUAAGUGAAAAUCCUGAUGAAGUUAAAGCAGUGAAAAACUUAUACCCCAGUUAUAAAAACUACACUGAUGUGUAUGAUAAAAACAAUCUUCUGACAAGUAAGACAGUGAUGGCGCAUGGCUGCUACCUUUCUGCAGAAGAACUGGACGUAUUCAGAGAACGAGGAGCAUCCAUUGCACAUUGUCCCAAUUCUAACUUAUCGAUCCUCAGUGGCUUUCUCAAUGUGUUGCAAGUCCUGGAACAUGACGUGAAAAUAGGGCUGGGUACAGAUGUGGCUGGGGGUUAUUCAUCUUCCAUGCUUGAUGCAAUCAGAAGAGCAGUGAUGGUUUCCAAUAUCCUUUUAAUCAGCAACGUAAAUGCAAAAAGCCUCACCCUCAAGGAGGUUUUCAGACUUGCUACUCUUGGAGGCAGCCAAGCCCUGGGGCUGGAUAAAGAGAUUGGAAACUUUGAGGUGGGCAAGGAAUUUGAUGCCCUCUUGAUCAACCCCAAAGCAUCUGACUCCCCCAUUGACCUGUUUUGUGGGGAUUUUGUUGGUGAUAUUUCUGAGGCCGUUAUCCAGAAGUUCCUCUAUCUAGGAGAUGACCGAAAUAUUGAGGAGGUUUAUGUGGGCGGAAAGCAGGUGGUUCCCUUUUCAAGCUCAGUGUGAGACCCUCAGCGUCUACCAGUUCUCCUGGGACAACGUCGUUCUGCGUCUGUUUGUGCCCAGGCGGAGUUAGAAAGUCAACGAAUAGUACCUUGUUCUUGGGCUGACUCUCUCUUCCUGUAUCCAGUUACAGUAUUGACUUGACAAAUCGUUUGAAGGAAGUUGUGCUAAUUCUCAACUCUGUGCUUGGGAGGGUUCAAAAUUUCUCUCUUUUGAGCUCUUCAGAUUUACUUUAAGCUCAAACAUAAGGGAAUGUUAUUCCUGAUGAUAUCCUUAUUAUGAGAUUUAAGUAAGAUUGACUUCAUAUGUGGAAAUGUGGAGAGGAAAGAUAUUUCUAUAAAGUUAGAUAUUUUAAGCCAAUAAACAUGAAAAUCAGAAAACAGAAAAUGAACCAGUGAAUAUAUUUUAAUGAAGGAGAAAACAUUAGACUAUGAACAAACACUGGAAAAUCACUUCAGAUUAUGUUUGAAAAUUAUAUACUGAGCAUACUAAUUUAAAAAGAGAAAUUGUUGAAUUUUAAAACGUGUUUCCCGAUUGACCUUGUCUUCUGGAAAUUUGCAUUUAAUGGAAUUUGCAUUUCAGAGAUGUGUUAUUGUUGUGCUUUGCCUUCUUCGGGGAUGAAAUGUCAGAAAUUGAAUGCCACGUGCUUUCUUAAUAUAGUUCUGUGCUUCAAAGUGUUUGACAGAAGUUGAGUAUUCAAGAUUUAAAGUUUCUUAGGAAUAUUAUUCUCAUAACUACAUGGCAUAAAUAGUUAUAUUUCUGUGUACUUUAAAGUCACCUUAAUGUAUAAUUGUGUGAUGCUGUUAUUGCUUCAAUUUUAUUAGAAGAGAAACAAAUUCCAUAAUCUACUGCUGUGUAGACUGGAGCCUUCAUAAAUUGGGGCAAGUGCUGAGCAUCCAAAAGCUGCCAAUACCAAAAGCAAGGGUCUCAUUGCAAUGACCUAUUCUCCCCGAGAACUACGCCAUAGUUGCUGGAAAUUUCAUACUCAGAUAUCAAUCUCUUAGAACUUUAAAAUGAAGGACAAAUCCUCUUAAAGAAAUGUUAAAAAUCUUUAAACCCUGGGGCCGGCCCUGUGGCGAGUGGUUAAGUUUGCUCGCUCCACUUCCUCGGCCCAGGGUUUUGCUGGUUCAGAUCCUGGGUGCG
Messenger RNA from Equus quagga, 2981 nucleotides. RefSeq names its product guanine deaminase (gene GDA). Lineage: Eukaryota; Metazoa; Chordata; Mammalia; Perissodactyla; Equidae. The transcript is spliced from 14 exons. The record is from RefSeq and is a predicted model, not a curated record. Bases 477 to 1841 code for a protein of 454 amino acids. Gene Ontology annotation, molecular function: guanine deaminase activity; zinc ion binding. Gene Ontology annotation, cellular component: cytosol. Gene Ontology annotation, biological process: guanine catabolic process.